UCAUGAAAAAUCCUUAACAUAUUUUAAAAUAGGUAUUAUACCAACCUAGAUAUUUAAUGUAACUUCUUUCUUAUUUAAACAAAUAGUGUAUAUCCAGAUUUUAAAUAUAAAAUGACCUCUAAUGUGUCACCAAGUAGAUCAAAUAUAAUGUCUUCGUCACAUCCAAGUAAAGGCUCUUUAACAGACCGACCAAGCAGCUGUUCUAAUAAGAGUCUCGUGCACAAUAAGUCGUGCCCUGUUCAUUCAAGACAUUUAUCAUAUAAAACGAUUGGACAAUGUCAUGAUAAAAUCGAGGAAUUAGAAAAACAAAAUGCCCGUCUUGUUUCAAAGAUUAAGGUAUUAAAAUAUCAACUAAAAACAUCAUCUAAUUUAUACAAUAAUAUCCAUCAGAGACCAGAGAAACCUUUAUCAAGACAUUCUCAAAGGUCAACACCAGUAAAAUUACAAAAAAUUUCAAGAUUGUCAAGAGUAGGUUUUGAUGAAAAUGAAAAGACCAUUAAACUUCCUGAAAGAAAAUUUGAAAGUACAGAAUCAUUUGAUAGUGAAAGUAGCUUAGUAGAAAAUAAAAGUAAAUUUAAGGAGAAUAUUGAACUAAUACAAUCUCAUAGAGUUAUCAAAAGUAUGGAAAUUCAAAUGGAAACUUUACAAGCACAAUGCAAAGCUUUCGAACAAAAUAUAUUGGAUAUUAAUGAAUUGUUUGAUAAAGAACGAGAUGAACAUGACAAAUUGAAAGAGCAAUUAAUUAAUGAAAGACAUAACUUAAGUGAACUAAAACCAAAAUAUAAUGCUUAUAAAGAGUCAAAUAAAGCAUUAGAAGAACAAAUUCGUGACUUACAAAAAGAAAAGUUAUCGCUCAAAGAACACAACCAGAAACUUCUACAACUUACUUCCAAACCUAAUCAUCAAAACAACGGACUAAAGUUGAAAGAAUUGGAGGAAAACUUUUCCGACACUCGAGCGGGUCUUUUAAAACAAAUGGAAGAAAAUAGUAAAUAUAUUGCAGAGUUAAAAGGGAUAAUAAAUGAAAAUGAAGUAAAACUAUCUAAUUACGCAGAUGAGAAUAAAUGUCUAAAGAAUCAACACUUGGAACUGUCGAAAAUAUUAGAAGUAAAAGAGAAUGAAAUUAAAAGUAUUCAUAAGGAAAUCGAUAAUAUUCGACAGAAAAAUGAUGACUUAAAAAAUAAGCUCAAGACAAAUAUUGAAGUUUCAAAAGGAAAUGAAAGCGAAGUUCUCACAAUGCAUCAAAAUUUGGAGUCGGAAGAUAAAAGACUGAAAAGUCAAAUUCAAGAGCUUCAACAAGAACAAUUAAAAAUUAAUCAAACCCUGAACUCUCAGUCUUAUUUAAACACAAUGUUAAAAGAUAAGGUUGACCAAGCAGAACGUGAUAUAAAAAUAGCAAUACAGUUUAUUAAAAUAUUCAUGAAUUUAUUUAAAGACAUUACAGCGUUGGACCUAUCUGAACCACUUAUGGCUACCUUAGAAAUUAUAGAAAAAGCUGUUUGUUCUAUUAAGAAAAGUAAUGAAGUUAAUGUUGAAAACAAGGAGUUUGAAGAUAUAGUUAAUGAUAUACUAGAAGUUUUGGUUAUGUUCAGAGAUCAGAUGAUUAAAAGUCGAACCAUGUUAAAUCAAGAACAGUGGACCAAAAAACCAAUUGUUAAUUUAAUAACAGACACCACAACUAAAAGUGAGAAUACCCCUAGAAUUCAAGAACAUUCUGCACAACUAGAAAUCAAUAUCAAUAGUGUAAACUUUUCUACGGAAAGUAUACAGCAUUUAAAAUCGCUACAGUCGGAACCAAACAUUUUUCUAACGUGGGGUUUUAAAGAUCAAGAAGAUGUUGCUUAUUCGCCUAGUCGUUUAGCUUGGUCUGCUGAUUUCAACUGCAGUUGUUUCUACCGUAGUAAUAAUAGCGCAGAACUUUUACAUUUUGUCGCAAAGCAUGGUUUAUUUAUCAACGUUCACUUGGUAACGGGAAAAUCAUCUCCAGUAGUGGCUGCAGGAUUAGUGAAUACAGUGGAUUCAAUAAACAAUCCUAUGGUUAAGUUUAAUUUGAUCAUACCAAUAAUGGGACAAAAUAUUGAUGCAAAAUUAAAGUGCUCAAUACAACUUAUUUGCGAUUUUCACGAGAUACAAGCGUAUUCACAAAUGGUUGAUAAUGAAUAUAGUAAUAUAGAAACUCCUAUAAACAAGACAUUGUUGAUACCAUCCACACCAAAUAAUUCAUACUAAAGAAUUAAUUAAUUAAUUAAUAUUAAGAAUUUAAGAAUUUUUUUAUAGAUUUAAUAUACAUUAAUUGUGAUAUUAGUUUUAGUGUAUAUUUACAGGGUGUUCCAUGAUGUAAUAAGUUGUCACACUCACCAGUGAGCUAGGUUGAAAACAUAUAGUUUCUUAAUAAAUAUACCUUUAAAAAAGAUCUUUACCUAUAUUUAUUAAAAAUUGGAAGUCGAGGCAUUUAAAGUUCUGAGUGUAGCUGCAAUGAAUGUUAUGAAUGUAUUGGUUUUGUUACUCUGCGUCUAAAAGAUUACAAAAGAAAUCUUGACGAACAACACACCUAUCAUGGGACAUCUGCAAUAGCAGUAUUAUUAUUAUAAAAUAUAAAUAUUGUUCCAGCUAUAGUAUAUAUAUAUAUAUAUUAAAUUAAUAUAUAGGUAUCGCCUCUUGCAUUCAUUUUAUAGUCUUCAAUUUGGUUGACCGGAGUGGGAUAAAAGCAACAAGCGGAACGAAGAAAAAUAAAAUGUCUAACUUUUGAUCUUUUUCUCUAAAUUCUGUGAUAUAAGUUUAUGAAUGUAAUUGUUGAUUAAAAUUGUUUUAUUUACAGGUACAGAUAUUUCUUAUAAUUUAUUUAUUUAAUAUAAGUUAUUCUUAUUGUGAUAAAUAAUAAGUAACAACCAAUAACUGUGUAA
Rhopalosiphum maidis (corn leaf aphid) is the source of this 2903-nucleotide messenger RNA. Its product is annotated as interaptin-like. Gene Ontology annotation, cellular component: ciliary transition zone. Bases 112 to 2229 code for a protein of 705 amino acids. Gene Ontology annotation, biological process: non-motile cilium assembly. NCBI's taxonomy places the organism in Eukaryota, Metazoa, Arthropoda, Insecta, Hemiptera, Aphididae. The transcript is spliced from 15 exons. The record is from RefSeq and is a predicted model, not a curated record.